Messenger RNA from Sitophilus oryzae (rice weevil), 3482 nucleotides. Its product is annotated as SEC14 domain and spectrin repeat-containing protein 1-B. The coding region runs from base 167 to 3121 and encodes 984 amino acids. Lineage: Eukaryota; Metazoa; Arthropoda; Insecta; Coleoptera; Curculionidae. The record is from RefSeq and is a predicted model, not a curated record. The transcript is spliced from 16 exons.
ACCAUGGCUUGUACCGCGAAGGUAAAACGCGCGUAAAGUGGUACCGGACGAACCGAUUUGACGCGAUCGCACGGAGAAUGUCGAACGACCGACACUUAUACAUUCACUUGUAUUUUUUUUCAAAUGUGGCUAUCUUGUAGGACUCUCACCUAUAUUUGGCAAGGGUAUGGAAGUUCGGCUACUAGAUCUAUCCUGCUUAGAAGGAAAACCACAGAUAAAUCUUCCUGGAUCCUGUGAUAAAGAAAACCGACCUAUCAUUUUGAUAGUCAUACCCACAGAACCAACUUUAUCAGAUAUAACAGCACCACUACAGUACCUACUUUCCAUAUUUAGCGAUUCUACAAAAAAUAAGGGCCUCACAGUUUUGAUCGAUACAAGAAAAGCACCAUGGAAAUCUUACAAGACUUAUAUGAAACAGGUUACCGAAGUGCUCCAACCCAGUGAGAAGAACAGGGUUAUUGUAAUAAAACCUGAUGGAUUUUGGGAUAAGCAAAGAGUGGAGAAUUGCACUUCGACUCAGAAGGACCACGAGGUCAUCUUUAUCCCAAGAUCGCGGAUAAACAAGUUCGUGGACCAGUCACAGCUUCCUGUCGCAUUGGGCGGCACCGUCAAUUACGACCAUGAGAAAUGGAUCGAAAACAGACAGAAAGUGGAAGAAUUUUACAAAGAUGCCGAGGUGACCAUCAAGGAACUGCAGGAACUAUACCGGCAUGUUUUGAGAAGUAGGGCGCUUAGAGCUAGUCAAGUAGAGGAAGCUAUAAAUAUCAGUUCGGAUAUGUCGGAAGCCACUAAAAUGCUGGUACACAACGUUAUAGAAACAGGAAAGGAACUAGUUCAAAACAUAGAAUACGAAAACAGAACACGAAAACUAUCUAUAGAGAAUAUAGAUAAAAUUUUUACACCUCAAGACACUCUUGAUACGAUAGAGAAGAUACACAGGGUGGUGAACGACAUCAGGCACCAACAACAACUGAUAGAAUCUGCUUGGUCAGAUAUCGAAAAGAAUCUAGUCGAUACCAAAGAUUUGAGCGUCUUGAAGUCAGGCGUUGUCAAAGUGACUAAUUGGAUAUUAGGACCAGCUGAACAACUGCUAAAUGCUCAUCAAAAAGUUGGCUAUGACGUCGCCUCAGCUGAGGAACUCAGAAGAGAACAUGAAGCAAUAGAACUCGAAUGUUGGGAGGCUUAUGGUUCUUAUGCCGAAUUAUUGCAUAAAAUAAAUCUACUUUCAAAACUUGAUGACGAAAAUACAACUAUACAAUAUAAGGACUUGAUUUCUCAAAAGGAGUUUAUGGAUUUUGUUUGCAAAAGUUUUGCAUUAAGAUUAGAAAGAAGAAGGAACGUUCUGAUUACUUCUCUGAGAUUCUUCCGUUUAGUCUCAGAAUACUUCGACAAAACUGGGGAAGUAUUCGAUUCCCUGGUUAUGGGUAGUGACGUAAACGACUUCAAUGGAGCUUCGAGUAGAUUAAAGAAGCUUCAAGAAAGUCAAACAUAUUUAGAAUCUAUUGAGCAAGACUUAAGAAAGGAAGGUGAAAAAUUAUCGGAUAUGUUAUCCAUGCCGGUGAAGGAUGCCUUGGGCCAGGAGCUUAAUACGGAUUACAGUGAAGAUAUCGUUAAUAUUAGAGAUGUGUUGGAUGCCACUGUGGCGAGAAAAAAUAUUUUCAGUGACAGUGUUGAAUUGCAAAAAUUGACACUGCAACAAGUGACGCUAAUUGACACGUACGAAAGGGAUGUUGAACAGGCAGUUGCUUGGUUAGGGGAUAUCUUGAAAGUGAUGUUACGUGAUCAUGGCCAUGUUGGUUGCAGCGUGUACGAGAUACAGUCACAGAAGGAGGAACACCAGAUAUUCCAAAAAACUGCAAAAGAUACAUAUAAUUAUGGUUGUCAGCUAUUGAACGCUGCUCUAGUAUUGAGGCAUUCCUGCAAGUUACCAUUAGAUAGCCAUACAAGCUUAUACCAAACAUUAAAGAAUUACUGGGAACGAAUUAUCUACAUCAGUCAAGAGCAGAUGACUAGAUUGAGAGUAUCGGCAGUUUUUCACAGAUCAAUUGAAGAUCAGUGUAAUCAGCUGAGGGAUAUGAGAGAAGCUGUGGCUACAAUACCUCUGAUGAAUUUGAGUAAGAAGAGGUCUAGGGUUGAGCAGUAUUUUGAGGAAAGAGAAAAACUGAUGGUGGAAGUAGGAAGAAUGGUUAGGUUAGGGAAGUUGUUGAGGAGUAGACUGAAAGAACCUUUAUAUGAAGAAGAAUCUUUCUUCAUUCCUUCCACCCAACAACACACCACCGAAGAAGAAUUCCAGAUACUCUGUCAAAACUCAAUCCAAAACAAUGAAACUGCCAUAGAAGUCAUAUCGGAAAGACUGUCUGAAAUCACUCAGCUAUCGGAAGAGCUAGACAUAGCUUUGAAAAGUGCCCAGCAAGAUUGUAUUGUAUUUUCGACAACUUCUACGUCAACCUCGAACAUAUUCCCUGAAAUUAACAAUAAUUAUAUUUUGAGUCAUAAGAAAAGUGACAGUAUGGAUAAGAAUCCAGACCAAUAUCAGCGGUUCCUUAAACCUGAUGACCAAGUACGCUCAGACGAAGAAUUUCUCACUGCUUCCGACACGACUCUGCAACAUUCUCGUUCAUCUUCAUACAAUACUGCUUCUGAAUGCGAACAGCACUUCGCACCAUGGUGGCAAUAUGGAAAAGACGAAACCAGAGAGAAUAUUGCCAAAGAAAAAAUGGUUUUGGCUGUAGGAUGUCCUCCCGAAGGAGAGCUACCACCAGUCAGUGAGGUAUUGAAACCUUCACCAGAGGUACCGCCAGGCAAGAUAGUCAGAGAAGUGACAGAAACCACUCACAUCAAAGUACAACAACAACAUACUUUAGGAGUGAAAUCUUUCGUUCUUACUUCUGAGACAGUUCGAGAUAAAGAUGCUGAAGCUUCUACUACUAGAGAAGAGACUAUAAAGACAAGCGAUGGAUCAAGCUUUGUAACCGGAAGAGAACUGGCUGAUAUUGAUGAUGAGGAGCUGUUGAAGAGAAUGAAUGAGGUAGGUGUGCUUGAACAGGAUGGCGCUUGGAGCAACUACAGCAGCUAUAAGAGUGUUACUAAGCAGACAAUUAAAAACUUUAUGUUCAGUUAAAUUUUAUUUUUAUUUCUAUAGUAUUCUUUAAUCUCAUUAUUUGGAUUUUUCCGAUACACUACUACUAUUAGUGUUUACAAGAACAAUAAAAUUUUAUAAUUAAUUGAUCAAAUAAUUAAAAUUAUAUUUUCUCUUAAUUAAUUUAAAGUUAGUUCCCCUCAGAUGCACUAACUUUAUAUUAAUUAUAGAUAUAAAUUUUCUUUUAAUCAAAUUAAUUAAUCCUAUCUUUUUUUCAUACAUGAAAAGAAACUGUAUUUUUCUAGUUCAAGCAUUCUUGUAUGUACUAUAUGAUCAAAAAAAUAUUAUUUUAUUACUUAGACUUUAUUUUAUUUAUUUUUGAACAAAGUGAAGUUACAUUUUU